This is a messenger RNA of Quercus lobata, 1416 nucleotides long. RefSeq lists its product as uncharacterized. Gene Ontology annotation, molecular function: nucleic acid binding; RNA-DNA hybrid ribonuclease activity. The record is from RefSeq and is a predicted model, not a curated record. NCBI's taxonomy places the organism in Eukaryota, Viridiplantae, Streptophyta, Magnoliopsida, Fagales, Fagaceae. The transcript is spliced from 4 exons. Bases 1 to 1416 code for a protein of 471 amino acids.
AUGCCGUUUGGACUCAAGAACGUGGGCACCACGUAUCAAAGGCUGAUGAACAAAUUGUUCGCAUAUCAAAUUGGGAGGAAUGUGCAAGUUUACGUGGAUGGCAUGUUGGUAAAAAGCAUAUGGGAGGACGACCACUUAAAUGACCUCCAAGAGACCUUCGACACCCUUUGGUCUUAUAACAUGAAACUGAAUCCCAGCGAGUGUGCGUUCGGGGUGACGGCAAGGAAAUUCUUGGGGUUCAUGGUAUCCCAAAGGGGUAUUAAGGGCAACCCGGAUAAGAUACAAGCCAUAAUGGAGUUAACACUGCCGAAGACCGUCAAGGAGGUACAGAGCUUGAACGGUAAGGGGGCAAAAGAGAGCCCACAAUGGAGCAUCCACACGGACGGAUCUUCCAACAGGCAAGCAGGCGGAGAUGGUGUGGUACUCCACAGUCCGGAAGGGGACAAGGUUGAAUGCAUGGUCCGUCUUGAUUUCCCUACGACCAAUAACGAGGUAGAGUACGAAGCUUUGAUAGCAGGACUGGAUCUCACCAAAGCAGCAGGAGCUGCAAAUAUGGUCGUGUAUUGUGACUCUCAAGUAGUGACCAGUCAGGUUAAUGGCGACUAUGAAUGCAAGAAUGAACGGAUGAAGAAGUACUUUGAGCAAGUGAAGAAUCGAGUAAGCGACCUCCAAGCAAAGUUUGUUCAAAUACCAAGGGAGGAGAACGAGCACACCAACCAUCUUGCCAAAGCUGCAUCAGCAGAGCAUAUGCUCAUCCCCAGUCAGGAUGGCGUGCUGCCUGACGAUAAGGAGGCUGUAAGGAAGUUGAAGGGUCAAGCAACGGGCUUCGUUCUGAUUAGAGACAUUCUAUACAACAGGGGCUUCUCCCAACCAUACCUGAGGUGUCUCAUCCCUGAGGAGGCAGAAUAUGUCAUGCAAAAAGUCCAUGAAGGAGUCUGCGAAAACCAUUUUAGGUCACGGUCGUUAGUGCACAAACUCAUCUGGGCGGGAUACUAUUGGCCUACCAGGCAGAAGAAUGCCAUUGCUUAUGUCAAAACGUGUGACAAGUGCCAGAGUGAGGCGGUCAUUCCAGCUAAAGUGGGACUCACAAGCUACAGAGUAGGAAACCAUGACGAGGGUAGAAAUGACGAAGCUAUGUGCUUGCAACUUGAUCUGGUGGACGAGGUCAGAGAAACGACUGAGCAAAGGUUAUCACGGUACCAAGACCUCAUGGCCAAGCACUACAACUCCAAGGUCAGACAUAGGGACAUCCAGGUUGGAGAUCUUGUCCUGAGAAGGGUAACAGAUGCCACAAAAGACACCUCCCAAGGAAAGCUAGGACCUAGUUGGGAAGGACCUUAUAGGAUCACACCAUGGCAUAAGAAGGGAACUUACCACCUGGAGACACUGGACGGGCAAAAGGUUCACCACCCCUAG